Messenger RNA from Lagopus muta (rock ptarmigan), 1007 nucleotides. Its product is annotated as claudin-22-like. The coding region runs from base 347 to 1000 and encodes 217 amino acids. Gene Ontology annotation, cellular component: bicellular tight junction; plasma membrane. The transcript has 2 exons. Gene Ontology annotation, molecular function: structural molecule activity. NCBI's taxonomy places the organism in Eukaryota, Metazoa, Chordata, Aves, Galliformes, Phasianidae. Gene Ontology annotation, biological process: cell adhesion; bicellular tight junction assembly. The record is from RefSeq and is a predicted model, not a curated record.
UGGAGAUCUGCUCUGCUGGCGUUUUGUGAGUGAGCCCAGGAUAGGGGCUUGUAAUCAUCAGGCAUUGGGAUAUAAUUUUACCAAGCAAAUUGGAAGGUAACAGAUCAAAUCCUUAUCGGAAAGACUAACUCAUGGUUUAGUGAAGUUCUUCGUCCUUUAUGUGAAACAUUAUCUUCAUGAAGAACAAAAAAGUGCUUGAGAGCUUACAAAGGGUUAAUAGCAAGGGCUUAUAUUUGGGGCCGCAGAGAACUAAAAUCAUCAUAGCUUCCACCACCACUCGAGACAGCAGUUGUUAGAGAACCGCUGGGGCGACCUUCUUCCACAAGCUUUUAGGACUACUCUUACAAUGGCCUUGGUUUAUCGACCAGUGGUGCAAUUAAGUGGCAUAUUAUUAUCUCUGUUGGGAUGGGUCCUAUCCUGUCUCACUACCUAUUUACCUCAGUGGAAAAAUCUUAACUUGGAACUGAAUGAACUGGAGAUCUGGACCAUGGGACUCUGGCAAGCUUGUGUUGUCCAAGAAGAAGGGGGAAUGCAAUGCAAGGACUUUGAUUCUUUCUUAGCUUUGCCUCUAGAACUCAGGAUUUCUAGGAUUUUGAUGUUUUUUUCCAAUGGACUGGGGCUUUUGGGCCUCUUGUUCUCAGGAUUUGGGUUGGACUGUUUGAAAAUUGGUGGAAGACAAGAGGAUCACAAGAAACGACUGUUGCUGUUUGGAGGAAUGCUGUUCUGGAUGUCGGGGAUUACAGCUAUUGCCCCGGUUUCUUGGGUUGCCCACUCCACAGUCCAGGAAUUUUGGGAUGAGAAUAUACCGGAUAUUGUUCCCAGGUGGGAUUUGGGGGAAGCAUUAUUUGUUGGCUGGCUUGCUGGAUUUUGUCUUAUACUAGGAGGCUCCCUACUAAACUGUACAAUCUGCUCAACUGAACUCCAUCCAUCUUCGGUCCAUUAUGCAGUAACAGAACAGCAAGAUCAGUGUCAACACUUGGAAACUGAAACUAGGCCUUAAAACCAAA